AUGCAGUGCGCGCAGUGCGCGCAGUGCACGCAGUGCACGCAGUGCACGCAGUGCACGCAGUGCACGCAGUGCACGCAGUGCAUGCGAAGAAGCUGCGCUCACGCCGGGCGUGGGAGACGUGAGACAUGCAAGCUGUACGCGAGGCCGAGAACCCACACCUUGGCUGAGCUUGGUGUCUCAAUGGCAAGUUGGAAGCGGGCUGCGGCGGCCAAGAAGUUCGCAAGCCGUGCUGUUUCUAAGGUAAGCGGGGGCAUGUUCUCCAUGCUCGCUAAGGCCUACGCGGCAGACGAAUGGGACAGUGCAUGA
This is a messenger RNA of Effrenium voratum, 306 nucleotides long. The record is from the annotation of a GenBank genome assembly. Lineage: Eukaryota; Dinophyceae; Suessiales; Symbiodiniaceae.